CCGAAUUUCGCGAUUUCGCGUGGUUGCGUAUUUUGAUUCGAACCGUUCCGUCGGGCUCGUAAAGUUCCGCUUGCUCUCGAGAGAAGGUGUAUCGCUUAUUUUUUCCGAAAUGGCCAUGGUGUCCACCGAGUUGAAGGCCCUGCUGGCCUGCCGCGGAACGUUUGGUCAGCUGAGAGCCAUCCACCUGGCCGCUGCCAACAAUGCCGCCGCGAAGAAGGUCAAGAAGUUCCAGAUCUACCGCUGGAACCCGGACCAGCCCGAAACCAAGCCGUACAAUCAGACGUACGAGGUCGAUCUGAGCGCCUGCGGUCCAAUGGUUCUGGAUGCGCUGAUCAAGAUCAAGAACGAAAUCGAUCCGACGCUGACGUUCCGCCGGUCGUGCCGCGAGGGCAUCUGCGGCUCGUGCGCGAUGAACAUUGGCGGAACGAACACGCUGGCCUGUAUCAGCAAGAUCGACACCGACAAUCUGGACAAGCCGACCAAGAUCUACCCGUUGCCGCACAUGUACGUGGUGAAGGAUCUGGUGCCGGACAUGAACAACUUUUACAACCAGUACCGGUCGAUCCAGCCGUGGCUGCAGCGCAAGAACGAGACCGGCGAGAAGAAGGGCGACGCCCAGUACCUCCAAUCGGUGGACGACCGCGCCAAGCUGGACGGGCUGUACGAGUGCAUCCUGUGCGCGUGCUGCUCGACGUCGUGCCCGUCGUACUGGUGGAACGGCGACAAGUACCUGGGGCCGGCCGUCCUGAUGCAGGCGUACCGCUGGAUCAUCGACUCCCGUGACGAGUCGACCGCGGCCCGGCUGGACAAGCUGAAGGACCCGUUCAGCGUGUACCGGUGCCACACGAUCAUGAACUGCACCCGGACCUGCCCGAAGGGCCUCAACCCGGGCAAGGCCAUCGCCGAGAUCAAGAAGCUGCUGUCCGGCAUCGCCAAGAAGGACGCCCCCGGCCUGGAGACGGCCGCCCUGCACAGCAAGUAAGCAAAGGUUUGAAUAGUGGUUGCUUUAAAGGACGAUCUACCCUGCUGGGAAAGUUAGCUGGAUUUAAGAAUCGAUCGGCGGUGGGUACACAAAAUCUUAACUUAUUUAUGUUCCAUGUGACAAUUUUCUGAAAAUUGUGUGAAAUAAUAACAUGUAAUUACUAGUUGCAGAAAAAUAAAAACGAUUUCUGCUUGAGA
This is a messenger RNA of Culex pipiens pallens (northern house mosquito), 1179 nucleotides long. It is a transcript of the gene SdhB, whose product is annotated as succinate dehydrogenase [ubiquinone] iron-sulfur subunit, mitochondrial. Gene Ontology annotation, molecular function: 2 iron, 2 sulfur cluster binding; electron transfer activity. The transcript is spliced from 4 exons. Lineage: Eukaryota; Metazoa; Arthropoda; Insecta; Diptera; Culicidae. The coding region runs from base 110 to 982 and encodes 290 amino acids. Gene Ontology annotation, biological process: tricarboxylic acid cycle; respiratory electron transport chain; aerobic respiration. The record is from RefSeq and is a predicted model, not a curated record. Gene Ontology annotation, cellular component: mitochondrial membrane.